GAAUUUAUUUUUCAUUACAUUUAACAAUGUCAAAUAAUAAAAGAGCGCAUAGCGAAAGUGAGAAUGAAGAGGAGUGGGUUGGUCCCUUGCCUUCAGAAGCUGUUCCUCAAAAGAAAUCGAAAGUUUUGGAGUACGAACAAGUGUACAUAGAAAACUUACCAUGCUGCGAGUGUUACGAGAAGUCUUACAUGCACAGAGAUGUAAUUACUCAUAUUUUAGUAACAAGAUCAAAUUUUGUGAUAACGGCUAGCUGCGAUGGUCACGUAAAAUUCUGGAAAAAGCAAGAAGAGCUCAUAGAAUUUGUAAAACACUUUCGUGCUCAUUUAAUGGCCAUACAAUCUAUGGCGGCCAGUUGCAACGGUGUUCAUGCCUGUACAGUGAGUUUGGACAAAACAAUUAAAAUCUUUGAUGUUAUAAACUUUGAUAUGAUCAAUAUGAUAAAAAUGGAUUUUGUGCCACUUUGUUGCGAGUGGAUAUACUCUCCAGGCGAUGCAAUAUCUGCUGUAGCAGUUUCUGCUCAAGAAUCUAAUAAGAUUUUUAUUUACGAUGGACAAGGAACGAACACACCCUUGCAUGUUUUCGAAAGAUUACAUACGAAGCCUGUCGUUGCUAUGAAGUACAAUCCUGUGUAUGAGACAUGUAUCUCCGUAGACAAAGCAGGAAUCUUAGAAUACUGGACGGGGCCAAAAAUGGGGUACAAAUUUCCGAAAUGUGUUACGUUCUCAUCGAAACUAGAUACAGACUUGUUCGAGUUCGCUAAGAAUAAAACUUACCCAUGUGGUUUAGCGGUAUCACCGGAUGGUAAACGAUUCGCAUCUCUAAGCGGUGACAGAAAAGUCAGAGUCUUUAAUUUCCGUACUGGUAAAUUGUACAGAGUGUUCGACGAAACGUUGCAGAGGUUCACAGAAUUGCAACAAAUGACGCAGCAGUUACCGAAUAUGGAAUUUGGGCGAAGGAUGGCAGUGGAAAGGGAAUUGGAUAAAACCGAAACAAACUUAGGAAACAUUAUUUUCGACGAGUCCGGUUACAUGAUCGUAUAUAGCACAAUGUUAGGGGUGAAGCUUGUAAAUUUGUACACGAAUCGGUGUAUCAAGAUUAUGGGAAAACCGGAAAACAUUCGGCCUAUGCAGCUAGCUUUAUUUCAGGGGAAAGCGAGGAAAACUACAGCCGCGGUGACGGUGGAGAUGGAAGCUUCGGAGAAUCCGACUCUGGAGUUGAACCGACCGGAUCCAACCCUCUUCUGCACGGCAUAUAAGAAGAAUAGGUUCUACAUGUUUACAAGAAGGGAACCAGAAGACACAAAGAGUCAGGAAUGCGACAGGGACGUCUUCAACGAAAGACCGUCGAAGGAAGAUAUCAUUUCUUCUACCGAAGCAACGAACGUGCAAAAGAUUUACGACACGGCUAUUAUCCACACGGCUCUCGGAGACAUCCAUUUGAAUCUCUUCGGCAAGGACGUUCCGAAAACGGUGGAGAAUUUCUGCGUUCACUCGAAGAACGGUUAUUACAACGGGCACAUAUUCCAUAGAGUGAUCAAAGGUUUUAUGAUCCAAACCGGGGACCCGACUGGAACUGGAACUGGCGGAGAAAGUAUAUGGGGUGGGGAAUUCGAAGAUGAGUUCAGGCCACAUUUGAAGCACGAUAGGCCGUACACAUUGAGCAUGGCUAACGCUGGACCAAACACGAACGGCAGUCAAUUUUUCAUCACUUUAACGCCAACUCCUUGGCUGGAUAAUAAACACACUGUAUUCGGCAGGGUGGUGAAGGGAAUGGAAGUGGUACAAAACAUCAGUCAAGUGAAAACGAAUCCGAAGACCGACAAACCUUACGACGACAUUAGAAUAGUUAGCGUCUCUGUGAAAUGAAUGUAUAACGGAAUGGUUUUGUAAAUAUAAUAAUAAAAAUUCUUUUAUUAAAUAAA
Messenger RNA from Ceratina calcarata, 1921 nucleotides. Its product is annotated as peptidylprolyl isomerase domain and WD repeat-containing protein 1. The coding region runs from base 27 to 1865 and encodes 612 amino acids. Gene Ontology annotation, molecular function: protein binding; peptidyl-prolyl cis-trans isomerase activity. NCBI's taxonomy places the organism in Eukaryota, Metazoa, Arthropoda, Insecta, Hymenoptera, Apidae. The transcript has 8 exons. Gene Ontology annotation, biological process: protein peptidyl-prolyl isomerization. The record is from RefSeq and is a predicted model, not a curated record.